Entrophospora sp. SA101 is the source of this 828-nucleotide messenger RNA. Lineage: Eukaryota; Fungi; Glomeromycota; Glomeromycetes; Entrophosporales; Entrophosporaceae. The record is from the annotation of a GenBank genome assembly.
AUGGCUGCAGCACCAUCAUAUGCAGAAGUUUUGAAAAAAGAUACCGAUAUUGAUAAUAAAGAACAUGAUAAUAGUGAAACAGAAGCUAAUUCCACCUUCCACAACACCUCCAGUUAUUCUUACAAACCUAGUGCUUCUAAAGGUAUAAUAACAAUAAGCAGUGGUGGAAUAGAUGACAACUAUACAUCUAGAGGAGGAAGUGAUAAAAAAUCAAAAAAAUUAUCAAAAAAAACAAUUAUUCUAAGCGCUACGUUAGAUAUCGCUUUAGCUGGAAUGCUGAUUGGCUGGAUUUAUAAGAAACCUACUGCUACUAAAAUUCAAAUUGGUGUUGGAUCAAUUGGCUUAUUAUCAUUAUACGGCGCUCAAUGUUUUGAUAAUGAAAUUCUUAAAAUUAUUCCUGGGAGAGUUUCAACUGAAGCAGAUGCAAUUUUAUCAUUUGACACUGAAGGGACUGUUGCUAAAGCUAACCAUUUGAUUGGACUUUAUGAGGAAGCUGAUAUUGUUGUAUGUGCUGAGGCAGGCAUAACUUUGGUUUCACCAUUUGUUGGUCGUAUUCUUGAUUGGUAUAAGAAAAAUACAGGACGAGAUUUUUCAGCCAAAGAAGAUCCAGGGGAAGGCAAAGAAUUAGCUGGUUGUGAUCUUUUGAUUAUUAGUCCAAAAUUGUUAGAACAAUUACAUUCUGAUACUAAAAAAACCAUUAAAUGUAAUCUAAGUCCUGAAAAUGUUAAAACAUCGUACGAAGAAAAAGUUACCUUUGAUGAAAAAGGUUUCAGAUGGGCACUUAAUGAAGAUGCUAUGGCUACAGAAAAACUUGCUGAAGAUAUUUGA